UCCAGAGACACGUAAUAAAGAACAGUUCGCUUAAGUUCAAGACAAUCGGAUUCGUCUCUCGUUUUCCAGUGCUUUCGUAUCGACUUGAAGUUUCUCGCCCUUUGAUUUCCCCAACCCUUGUUUUUCAGUCUCUAAUCGUUCACCGGAUGAUGAGACCACUUUUCGUGGGAAACUUCGAGUAUGACACUCGUGUUUCUGAGUUGGAGCAUUUGUUCCGCAAAUAUGGGAGAGUGGAGCGUGUAGACAUGAAAUCCGGACUUUACACUUGGGAAUUAGGCCCUUUUAAUAUGCUACACCUUCUUGGUUUAGUAUCUCAUUCAUCACACGCCAUGACUCUGCUCCUUUCAUCAGCCCUACACGUUCAUGCAGGAUAUGCUUUUGUAUGUUUCGAGGAUGAGCGUGAUGCAGAGGAUGCAAUUCGAGGCCUUGACAAUAUACCGUUUGGUUACGAAAGGCGAAGGCUUUCAGUCGAGUGGGCAAAGGGAGAGCGUAUCAGACCUCGUGAUGAUAGGUUUCUUGGAAAUCAGAAACCUACAAAGACAUUGUUUGUUAUAAACUUUGACCCGAUCCACACGAGGGAGCGCGACAUAUUCAGACACUUUGACCGAUAUGGCGAAGUGCUUAACGUUAGAAUUCGGAGGAACUUUGCGUUUGUUCAAUUCGCUACACAGAACGACGCUACAAAAGCCCUCGAGUGUACACAAAGGAGCAAGUUACUGGACAGGGUUAUAUCAGUUGAAUAUGCUCUAAGGGACGACGACGAUAGGCACAAUAGAGGAAGCUAUGGAAGGUCUCCAAGCCCGGAUUACCACAGGAGGCCGAGUCCUGAUUACGGUCGACGGCCUCUUAGUCCUGAGUACGAAAGGUACAUGGGUUCAUCGAGCAGGACCAAGAGCCCGAGCUAUGAUCGAUACAGAAGCCGAUCUCCACUUCUGAGGAAGUGAUGAAACAUAACGGAGCUGAACUGAAGAAGACAGGAACCGAGCUUGGUUUUGUACUGCAUACGAGGGUGGCUUAUAUAUAAAGCGAUAUAAAUAUAUGUAGUGAAAAAUAUGUGGUUUUUAGAAGUGAAAACGUUUUGGAGAUUUGGGUGAGAGCUUUGUUGUACUUUUGCCAUGGAUGGUUUGAAGAACACGGUAAUGUUUAAUCCACCCUUUGUAAAAAAUAUAUAUGCCACUUGCUGGUCCAUCGAUUGUAUCCUUUUCAAGAUCUUAA
Molecule: messenger RNA, 1215 nt
Organism: Tarenaya hassleriana
Lineage: Eukaryota; Viridiplantae; Streptophyta; Magnoliopsida; Brassicales; Cleomaceae
Product: serine/arginine-rich splicing factor RS31-like
Exons: 7
Coding region: 147-944 (265 amino acids)
Biological process (GO): mRNA splicing, via spliceosome
Cellular component (GO): nuclear speck
Molecular function (GO): RNA binding
Source: RefSeq, a predicted model, not a curated record